GAGAACCGAAGGGAGAGAGAACGCAGAGGCGGAAGGGAAAGAGACGAAGAAGGCGACGCUUGGCGGAGGCUUGCCUCUUCGCAAACAUCAUUAAUUCUAGUUUCCUUUGUUGUCUAGAGAGAAGAGAGAGAGAGGAAUAGGCAGACAAUGAUGGAGGUGGUGGCGCAUGUGUACGACGUGACCAACAGUGGGUCGGAGAAGGCCAACAACACCAUCCUCCACAUCAACCGCUUCUUCAAGGACGGCAUCGGCGUCGGCGGCAUCUUCCAUAGCUCUAUCCAGGUAUACGGUGAUGAAGAAUGGUCAUUUGGUUUUUGUGAAUAUGGUAGUGGAGUUUUCAGUUGUCAACCAUGUAAAAAUCCUAUGUAUACUUAUCGAGAAUCAAUUGUCCUUGGAGAGACAACUUGUUCCAUAUUCACGGUGAAUCAAAUCUUGAGGGAACUAAGCAGAGAAUGGCGUGGAAGUUCAUAUGAUCUGUUUUCAAGAAAUUGCAACCACUUCUGUGAUGCUUUCUGUGAAAUGCUUGAUGUUCCAAAACUUCCAGGUCAGUCAGCAUGGGUGAAUCGGUUAGCAAAUGCUGGUGAUGCUGCCAUGGAAGUUGCAGAAAUCACAGCAUUCAAGCUGCAACAAGCAAAAGCUGAAAUUAUAAAUGCUAGCAGAGUAGCUUAUAAGUUCAUCUCAGGUGUGGGUUCAAAUGCACCCACCACAUCAGAAGGCCCGAGUGAUUCAGGUAGUGUUGCUGCUCGUGCCCAGGGAACAUGGUUCAGAAAUCUCUUCAGCAACAUAGGUGUGAAGCCAUCUAGUAGUAACUCAAGCUUCCCUGAGGAUUUCGAUGAUGAAGAGCCUGAAGAUGAACCCAGCAGCAGCAGCAGCAGCAGUAGUAGCAGCAGCAGAGAAAAAUAGCACUCACGCAACUCAGCCCCAAGAGCAAGAUAUAUGAUUCAAAUUUAUUGUAUUAUUUAAGAGUUGCAUGACAUAACAUCGUCUUUGAUCAUUUAAAUUAGUGGAUACAGUAAAAAAAAAAAUCUUCAAUCUUCAACAAA
Molecule: messenger RNA, 1043 nt
Organism: Musa acuminata subsp. malaccensis (wild Malaysian banana)
Lineage: Eukaryota; Viridiplantae; Streptophyta; Magnoliopsida; Zingiberales; Musaceae
Biological process (GO): protein deubiquitination
Molecular function (GO): deubiquitinase activity
Source: RefSeq, a predicted model, not a curated record